Molecule: messenger RNA, 2954 nt
Organism: Papilio polytes (common Mormon)
Lineage: Eukaryota; Metazoa; Arthropoda; Insecta; Lepidoptera; Papilionidae
Product: Down syndrome cell adhesion molecule-like protein Dscam2
Exons: 24
Coding region: 183-2825 (880 amino acids)
Biological process (GO): axon guidance; cell-cell adhesion
Cellular component (GO): axon; plasma membrane
Molecular function (GO): protein binding
Source: RefSeq, a predicted model, not a curated record
CAAUAUUCGUCCUUAUAUUAGCAGUGCUCCCGGCGGGGCGGCAUUGUUCCCGGCAGGGGGCGCCCCCCGCGACCGCCACGUUGCCCAGCCCCCACUCUCCACUCCACGUAAAACGGUGUCUUUGGUUGGAUGAUAACUUCAGUAAAAGAAAUUUUGACGACUCCAGUACGAGAUCAUAUACGAUGUGCAUUUGUAAGAGAAUGCUAGAUGGAUUAGAUAGAAAAAAUUCAAGCUCAAGUUCGACCAUUAAAGUCACCCAAGUUGUUGGCGCAACUCAAAAUAUGAGUCUUAUCACACAGAAGUCCAAGCGGAAAGGAAUCGCUUUGAAAAACAUUCCAAUAGAAAAGUCGUUCCAGUUAAACGGAGGGUCGUACGACUGCUUUCUGUUCCGAGCCGAUGCUUCCGAUUGUGCCGCUCAAAGUGACAAAGUUAUGUGGUGCUCAUUAGUGAAGAAAGCUGCCGGCUUUAGGUCGCUGAAGCGAAAACGCUUAAAGCGGUCUUCGGAUUCGCGGCCCGAAUUAGUUUACACCUUUAUAGAGCAGGCUGUUCAACCUGGAGCUCAGGUUGCGUUGAAAUGUUCAGCUGUUGGUGAACCUCCGCCUAGGUUUAGAUGGACUCUAGAUGGGCAACUCAUACCACCUCAUCAUGGCGCUGCGAUCACGGAAGGUCAUGAGAAUGGUCCGACUGGGAUAGGAUCAAGCAACAAUUAUAUCCUCUCCACAUUAUCGCUCAGCAGCGCGAGGGUUGAGCACGGCGGUCGGUAUGAGUGUAGAGCUACCAACACUCACGGCUCCGUGGCACAUGCAGCAAGACUCAAUGUUUAUGGGCCUCCGUAUAUACGCGCCAUGAAUCCCGUUAAGGCUGUUGCGGGUUCAGAUAUAACUAUUUGGUGCCCGUAUUAUGGAUUCCCCAUAGACUCAGUUAAAUGGGAAGGUGGUGCCGGCGCAGACCCUAGAUACCAUCAGGUGGACGGUCAGCUGACCAUCACAAAUGUCGACCGGAAUCGAGACAAAGGCGGCUGGAUUUGUUCAGUAUUGACACCCGGUGGGGAGUUAGCCAGGCGGGAGGUACAAGUGUCAGUGGUAUCACCGCCGGUGCUGUCUCCUAUCGUGUUCCCACCUGGUCUGAGAUCGGGCGACCGCUCGCAGCUGACCUGCACCGUCACCUCGGGUGAUAUGCCCGUUUAUUUUUCUUGGCUCAAGGAUCAAAUGCCAAUUUCCAGCGUGUUGCAGGUCGAUGAGCGUGGCGCUGAAUUUUACAGUAUGCUUUUAUUCAAAAGUUUGACAGCCGCUCAUAGCGGUAUGUACACGUGUGUUGUAACCAACACCGCCGGCAAAGCAAACACUUCCGCUGAAUUGGCUAUUAAAGUACCUCCGUAUUGGCAAAUGGAACCAUCUGAUGCCGCAGUCUUACUUAAUGGAUCUCUUACUAUCAGCUGUGAGGCUAGAGGACAUCCCUCUCCUAUCAUAUAUUGGACUAAAUUUUCUGGUAGUACAGAAACAACGCUGGGUGGAGUAUCCGAUCCGGUUGUCCUUAAUAAUGGUUCAUUAAGAUUAGAAUCUGCGAGAGCCGAACAUUCUGGAAAAUAUCGCUGUAGAGCGGAUAAUGGAGUUGCUCCGCCGUUGUCAAAAACCCUUACUAUACAUGUAAACGAACCAGCAAGAUUUGAAACUCCGUCGGUGAAUGUGACAGCUAAACUCGGAGACACAGUGAGGCUGGCGUGCGUGGCGCGCGGAGACAACCCACUCUCUAUGACUUGGAGUACUUCAGGACGAGCAUUACCUAACUCUGAUUACCGGAUGAGUAUCUCAGAGACUCGCAGUGCUGAAGGCUUGAGAAGUGAGUUGGUAUUAGAGAGAGCUGAUAGACGAGAUUCUGGUGUUUACCGAUGUCAAGCAUCAAAUCCGUAUGGCCGGUCCGACCAUUUCGUACAUCUUGGUGUUCAAGAGCCUCCAGAACCUCCAGCAAAUUUCCGUGUAUUAGAAACAACGUCCCGUUCCGUUCGGCUACAAUGGCGAAGACCGUACGACGGCAACUCGCCCGUACUGGGCUAUGUCGUACAAUACAGGAAGCACGAUUCCACCAGCCCGGACUCUUGGAGAGACGCCGAUACACACAACGUGUCUGUUUCCGCUCAUUCUGUUGAUACUUAUACCGAGGUAGAGGGCGCUACUAUAUCAGGACUGGAACCUGCCACAGCGUACCUAGUGCGAGCGAGGACUGUAACAGCGCAGUUCGCUUCGAGCCACACGAGGGCGCUGCUCGCGUUAACACUACACGAGCCGCCUGCGCGUGCGCCCAUCAGUCUCCGUGCUUCUGCGCCUAGACCUGCCACUGUCGAACUGGCAUGGCAGGCUCCUCCAACAUCAGCGUGGAACGGAGAACUCCUAGGCUACACGGUGUGGUGGUGGCCGUCAGCUGAUGGCUCCAUGUCCAGCGGCGCUAAUGUUGGAAUGGAGUUCGCGACUGUCCGUGGUCAAAUCAAUAAAUACACUAUUGAAGGUUUAGAACACUACACGAGAUACUCCAUAAGCGUCAGAGCAUUUAACAGUGCGGGCGCGGGGCCGGCCACUGCUCCUGUUAACACUCUCACACAAGAGAGUGUGCCUACGGAGGGUCCACGUGCAGUGCGAUGUCGCGCAGUAUCGCCUCAAAGUCUGAAAGUGGAAUGGUCCCCGCCGCCGGCGCACGCGCAUCACGGCGCACUGCUGGGAUACAAGUUACUGUAUCGCCCUGAACAUAUUGUUUGUCGGCAGCGGCAGAUUGGCUGGAAUGGGAGGUGCGCGGCGGCGGUGGUCCAAGUGCAGUGGCGGGGGCGGAAGUGAAGAGAGUAGCGGGCGUUGAAACGUUACUACUUGCACUGCGACCGCAUAUGAAUUACACGAUACAGGCGUUAGCGUAUACUGCAGCGGGUGACGGUGUCCCCGCUCAUCCUAUACAUUGUACUACUCACC